Molecule: messenger RNA, 990 nt
Organism: Mytilus trossulus (common blue mussel)
Lineage: Eukaryota; Metazoa; Mollusca; Bivalvia; Mytilida; Mytilidae
Exons: 4
Coding region: 116-616 (166 amino acids)
Biological process (GO): regulation of DNA-templated transcription
Molecular function (GO): DNA-binding transcription factor activity
Source: RefSeq, a predicted model, not a curated record
UUAUUUUCAAAUGUACAUGAAUGAGUUCCCUUAUGAAUGAUUCCACUGUUGGGUGUUUUCUGCAAAUACGGACUCAAAACAUUUCCAGUUUGAAUUAUAAUCAGAUAAGGGAAGAAUGGACGGUAAAGAGAAUGAAAGAGUAUUUCGACUGCCAUCUGAUGCUCACAAUUUUGACAAUGAUCUUUAUGACCAUGCAAAAGAAUCAGUUGCAAGAAAGUCGUUAUUGCCUUUAUUAAAAGACGAAUUGAGGCUGAAAAUACAGACAAAACGUUUGUCUCAGGGACUGGAUGAACUUAAAGUAGAUUUCAAACAUAAACCGCAAACGCCUCUUACAGAAAAAGAAAGAGAAAAACAAUGUUAUAGAAAACGAUGCAACAGAUUCUCAGCACGAAAAUGUCGCAUGAAGAAAAAACAAUAUAACUAUAUUGUUAAACAGGAGCUGACGGAUUUAAGAACAACAAAUGUUAAAUUAAAAAAUAAAGUUUUUCAAUUGGAAACGGAAAAGGAGUUCUAUAUAUCUAAACUAUUCAAUACUCCAGAAAUUGUGAAUGUUUUUACAGAGUAUUAUGGCGCCAAUCUAAAUAGUUUAUGCGAAGAUAAUACGGAAGAUGCUUGACAUAUUAAAACUAAAGGACAUAAUUAUUCAGAAUUGAAAGUGGAUGAAAUCUCUCAUAUCUAGUCAGUAUUCCGGAAAUUCGGAUAAUUCCAUCGCACAUAUAUAUUAAGCUAAUGAACUAGUUGUAUAUAACAUGCAUGUUAGCUAGUGAAUAAACUCAUUAUAGUAAAUGCACAAUAGAGCUUUAGCUUAAUGAUAAUGUAGAAAACAAUUGUCUGGUACAUUAUGAUAUAUAGAGAAUAAUACAUGGCAAAAUCCGUAUCAUAUGUCGUAUCAUCCCGAGACAUCAAUAUCAGCCCAAGGGCCUUUAGGCCCGAGGGAUGAUAUUGGUCGAGGGUGAUACGGGGUAUGCGAUACGGGUUUAGCUAUGCGAU